Molecule: messenger RNA, 2314 nt
Organism: Ananas comosus (pineapple)
Lineage: Eukaryota; Viridiplantae; Streptophyta; Magnoliopsida; Poales; Bromeliaceae
Product: RNA-binding protein 39
Exons: 13
Coding region: 195-2018 (607 amino acids)
Biological process (GO): mRNA processing
Cellular component (GO): nucleus
Molecular function (GO): RNA binding
Source: RefSeq, a predicted model, not a curated record
CUAGCUUAGUCUAGUCUAGAAUAUUUUGUAGCAAAGUACUGCUUCUAGGGUUACUCUUGUUUGCAGAAGAAGUGUUUCAUUUUCGUUCCUUGAAAAGGGACUCUUUUUCCCCCUCCGCAAAACCAAAUUCUAGGGUUUUGCGGCGAUCCCCCCUCCUUACUAGGACUUUCCAACCCGGGGAGUUUCCAUUCGAGAUGGAGUUCGACGAGUACGAGUACCUAGAGAAGGCGGUGGAGAACUCUCAGUCUCCGGCAAACGGCGGCGGGUUGCCGGGGUCGAAGGAGAAGGAGCGUUCCGGCGAUUCCAAGCGCCGCUCCUCCGCCGCCACCGUCGAGGCGGAGCGCGAUGGGGAGCGGCGCUCGAAGCACCGGCGGUCGGAGGACCGCGACGGAGACGAGCGCCGCGGCUCGUCCCGCCACCGCUCGUCGCUGGAGCGCGGGGAGCGUGAGCGGGAGCGGGAGCGGCACAGGAGCAAGAGGGAGCACAAGGAAGCAGAUCGCGACGAGAGGGAGAGGGAGAAGGAGAAAGAUAAGGAGAGGUCGAGGGAGCGGGAUCGCGAGAAGGAGCGAGAGCGCGACAGGGAGAAGGAGAAGGAUAAGGAUAAGGAUAAGGAUAAGGAUAAGGAUAGGGAGAAGGAUAGGGAUAGGGAUAGGGAGAGGGAGAGGGAGAGGGACAAGGAUAAGGAGAGGGAGCGGUCACGGAGGAGCAGGAGCAAGUCUGAGAAGCAUAGGGAGGAGGAGCGUGACGGCGACCGGGCCCAGGAGAGGAGCAGGGAGAGGGACUACAGAUUAAGGGAGUAUGAACGCGAUCACAGGCGUUACAGAGAUAAGAAAGAAGAAGCUGCAGAACCGGAGGCUGAUCCUGAAAGGGAUCAGAGAACUGUUUUUGCUUAUCAGCUCUCUUUGAAGGCAGAUGAAAGAGAUGUUUAUGACUUCUUUUCGAGGGCUGGAAAGGUGCGGGAUGUUCGCCUAAUUAUGGAUCGUAAUUCGAGACGUUCUAAAGGAGUUGGGUAUAUUGAGUUUUAUGACGUUAUGUCUGUUCCAAUGGCGAUUGCUCUCUCUGGACAGCUGCUUCUUGGGCAACCAGUAAUGGUAAAGCCCUCAGAAGCAGAAAAGAAUUUAGUCCAGUCAACUACUUCUGCAGGUGGAGCAGCUUCUGGUGGAGCAAGAAAGUUAUAUGUUGGGAAUCUCCAUUCGAACAUUACUGAAGAUCAACUUCGACAGGUGUUUGAACCAUUUGGUCAAGUCGAGCUUGUUCAAUUGCCUCUUGACCCAUUGACUGGGCUUUGCAAAGGUUUUGGUUUCAUUCAGUUUGCGCGCCUUGAAGAUGCGAGAGCUGCGCAAAGUUUAAAUGGACAACUUGACAUUGCUGGCAGGAUAAUUAAGGUUUCAGCUGUAACGGACCAAGCUGGAGUGCAAGCUAGUGGAACAAAUACUGGAGAUUUGGAUGAUGAUGAAGGUGGAGGCUUGGCACUAAACGCUAGCUCUAGGGCUCUGCUCAUGCAGAAGUUGGACCGGAGCGGCACUACAACUAGCAUGACUAGUGGGCUUGUUGCUCCUGCGGCCAAUACUGCUGCGCUUCCUCUGCCUGCUGCAUCAGUUCUUGGUGCUCCUCCACUGGCUAAUCCAUUUCUACCAACCACUGUGCCUCCUAUUGGAGGAGUACCUGCUUCAGGUCUUCUUCCAGUUCCAAGCCUUAGCAUGCCUUCUGUCGAGUCUGCUGUUCCUAGUGAAUGCUUGUUGCUGAAGAAUAUGUUCGAUCCAAGUGUGGAGACGGAACCUGAUUUUGAUUUAGAUAUUAAAGAUGAUGUUUCAGAGGAAUGUUCCAAAUUUGGCACAGUGAAGCACAUUUUUGUGGACAAAAACAGUGCUGGCUUUGUUUAUCUACGGUUUGAUAGUGCAUCCUCGGCCAUGAAUGCACAGCGGGCGCUCCAUGGGAGGUGGUUUGCUGGAAAGAUGAUCACAGCAAGUUAUCUGUCUCCACAAUACUACGAGGCAAAGUUUCUGAGCGGAAGCUAAACGAAGAUUUUCUUUUCUUUUUGAAAUGGCUUUCUUGUAACAUACUCUGCUAAAUGGACAUUUGUCUGCACCCACUGAGGGUGCUGCCUAUGAGAGAGAGCUGUUGGGUAUGCUUUACUUGAUUUUCUAUGUAGCAACAAGCCAUGUGUUAAUGCUUUUUCACCAACUUAAUAACUUUGACUAGACCUUUUAGAUCGUCAUCAGUUCGUGUACCAUAAGCUCAUAUUGUAAUUCUUUAGCAGCUGAAUGACCGUCCUCUUUAUUCCUAUCACCUUGUUAUUGUUAGAAUUAUAAAA